AAGCCAUUUAAAAUAUGGACUGGGUAUUUAACAACCAAGUUUCACCAGUUUACCCAGUAAGUGCUGCUUUCACAUUUUUUCGGAGCAUUUUUAAUUGGUAUCUCCCUGUUAUCGCUGUGAUAAAUGUAUCUCGUUUUGUUAACAGCAAGAGUCAAGUCUAAAUGGAAUGUAUCAAAUUACAUAGAUACAGCUUGUGUUUUGAUUUUUUCAAAGCAAAAUGGAUGUGGUAUUUAAUGGUUUAGGCGACCCAUCAACAUGAUCCAGCAUCUCUGGGUUUAUUUUUUUCACGUAUUCCUUAUUCAUAAGAAAGAAACCAAUAGGAACACUUCAGCGUAAGGGCCAGAAUCCAGAGCAGAAAUGAAACCGAAAGUGAAACUUUCACAUACAAGAAAGAAAAACAAAAAGACAGCACACGAGACAAACUGAAGGCACAGAGGCUUGACAACAUGUCCAUCCAGUUCUGUGGCUGGGAAACCUACCUUGAUGGCCGGAAGCACUUAAAACCAGGGCAGCAGCCUGAGAGAGGCCAUGGAUACACUAUGUACCACGGGACCCACAAGGACAGCGCCCGAGCCAUCAUCACUUCAGGGUUCAGGCCGUCGGCGGGGGGCACUCUGGGGCAGGGCGUGUACUGCAGCCGGGUCAUCCAGAAGGCGAUGGGCUACCCUGGGAACUGCAGCCCCAAUGACAGGGUGGUCCUGCUGCUGAGAGUCAGGGUGGGGAGGGUCAAAAAGAUUGACGCGCAGAACUGGAACCUGGCGACCAGCUGGCAUCAGAACGGCUACGACACUGCGUGGAAACCCCCAUCCGGGGGUCUCGAGGAGGACUGCGUCUGGGACCCCAGCAGGCUCACCGUGGUGGGCAUCGCCCACUGCACGGACCCGGGUACCAAGAGCGACCUGGAGAUGCUGAUUAAGCAGCACGCCAAGAGCCAGGCACGGGCAGACAAGGGGACCCAGGGCAACUGCAAAGUGUGUGGGGAGGACGGAGGGGCGAGCCAUUCCGUCGACAAGUGCUGGGGGUGUGCUGAGAGGAUCUGCCCCUUCAUGGUGAAGCACGUCUGCAAGAAAAGAAGCUGAGAGACUGUGCCCUAACUAUCGGCUGCCAUUCAGAGGCACUGGGGACAUCUUAUGAAGGUGUUAGAAUUGAAGUGAAGGUGGAGCUUAAACAUUACUGUGGUCUGAACAGUAGCCGAGACACAUGGGUAGUGCUUGAGCUCCUGGACAUUAUAGCAGUUAUGCCAGGUAGCCUUUGGAUGUGGCCUUACUGAUUAAUCACUGGUGUGUGUAAGCGUUCCAGGAGGGUUUUUGACAAGCCUAGGUGUAAUGUCAACUGCUUCUGGAUGUUAACAAUUUAACAUAUUUAGCCAGCAGGUGACACUACAGCAUUUUCAAAGUUAAUAAUGUAAAAGCAGGUUUAAAAAGAAAAAUCCUAUAUUUGAUCACAAUGAAAGUAAUCUUAAAGACCAAUACAUAUCAGCUGUAAUAUGCAGGGUCCUGGCACAGAGUCUGAUGAAGUGAAAUGCCUAGACCACUAUGGAUAUGAGCAGCAGUUACAGAAAGUGACCUAAGUGUUGUUCCCGAAACCAUUACAUUUUGGAUUUCCCAUUUAAGCAAAUUGCUAUUUCCUGUUUGGUUCCCAGCGGAAAGGGUUGGCCGUUGCAAUUUAAAACUCCUUUUAAGAAGCCUGAAUUUAUACAAAUAACUUCAAAGUGCAUAAUGUUAUUACCGUAUUGCUUCGAAUUUAAGACGCACUUUUUAAACCAUUUUUUGCUUCUCAAAAAUAGCCUGCGUCUUAAAUUCGAGUACAGUAGAGAUGUGAGUAUUAAAAUCACCAACAUAAGAGAGCAACGUGACUGACAGGCAACCAUUUUCAAAAGAAGCAUCAUUAGCUUCCUGAGAAAUUCAAAGAGAAGCUUUUACAGCAUUUCAGCAUUUCUAACAAACAGUACCAGCUUGGACGGAUCGGAAAUGCUGAUCAGAGCCCCCGUAUUUUGCGACAUGCCAAGCAAUACCACAGUUCACAAAUUGGGAGAAAAACAGGUGUGAGUAAUCAUGACUGGAAAUGAGAAGUAGCACAUAACUGUAAUGCUCUCUGUGUGACAGCAGACGACCGCAAACUGCCUCCAUAUGCGUCUUGUUCACAAGACUGCCUGUUUGACUCAAUACUCAGUGCAAUACAUUUCAAUUCAGGUAGAGUGCUGUAUUGGGAACAUGGUUAGUAGAAUGCGCAUUCUGUAGGGUUACAUUUCCAGUUACUUGGCUGUUCCUUUUUAAGUGUUCUUUACUGGAACUUUUUUGAAUUAUUGUUAGCCUUUUCAAUAUGAUUGAUUAAAACGCCGAUGCCUAUUGAUUUAUAGGUUGAAAGCAUUACUGUUAUAGAAUAUUAACUACUGUACCAUGAUUGGAUUAGGGUGCUUUGAAAUGGUAAAUGAUACAUUUCUGUGUUCUAACCAAAGACUCCAAAGUUCAAAUAACCACUAUUGUUCUUGAAAUAAGUUUAUUAAAAUAAAAUAAAUAAAUCAAAACUCAAAUUGGAUAUAUGCGAGACUUGUUUUAUUGUAGCAAUGCAACAAAACACUUUUUCUGCUCUGUAGUUUUUGUGUAUUCCAAAUUAUUCCAAAAUGUGGUGGUUGAAAUCCUUCUGUGAAAUGUGUCACUUACAGAAGUGAGGUCGUAGUUUACUUCAACUAAAAGUUUAGCUGUGUAGUGCACGAUUUCUGAAUGCCAGAUUGAAUCUGUUAUUGAAUGAGCAUUGCCUAGACUGGACCUUAAUACCUCUGCUCUAUAACUGUUAAUCCAGCUUGUGUUUUCCCCCCCAGAGUGGUUUAUUUAUCCAGUUAUUAACAUUACUACACACAAUGUGAGGCCCGUGAAAAAAACAGGUUUAGAAAUUUGAGGGCAACAGAUUUUAGAUCCACUACUUUUUAGAUCCUUCAAAUAAACAGCUUUGUGGAUUUGACAUGACUAAUGUGGUUUGGGGAAGUUAACUGGGUGUGUUCUUCCUUUCUGAAAACAAUAAUUUAGAUUUGAUUGAAAAGCUUUGUGAUUAACAUGUAGAGAGGUGGGAUUGGUAUGAUGAAGACUGGAUUACAGUCUUGUAUAGCAAACCCUGCCCUUUGUUAUUGCAGAACUCCUGUAGAUGUUGCCGCU
Acipenser ruthenus (sterlet) is the source of this 3152-nucleotide messenger RNA. RefSeq lists its product as uncharacterized. NCBI's taxonomy places the organism in Eukaryota, Metazoa, Chordata, Actinopteri, Acipenseriformes, Acipenseridae. The record is from RefSeq and is a predicted model, not a curated record. Gene Ontology annotation, cellular component: cytoplasm. Gene Ontology annotation, molecular function: NAD+ poly-ADP-ribosyltransferase activity. The coding region runs from base 447 to 1079 and encodes 210 amino acids. The transcript has 2 exons.